ACCCAUGAAAGCAGACCCUAAGAUCUUUUCAAAUACAAUGGCUUCAUCACAAAGCACCUCCAAACUUCUCACUACCGCGCUCGCAGUAGUCGCGGGGUACAAUGAAUGGAACAUGGAAGCCAUCCUGGCUCCUCGCGCCGAAAACUGCAUCCAACGCGUCUAUCCUGAUAGACUGGGCCGAGCUUCAUACAACAACACCGAAUACAACGAAUACUUCUCGAAAUUCCUCCCCUACUUCAAGAACUUCAACGUCACGAUCAUCGACACAUUUGUUGACGAGAGCGCCAACCGAGUCGCAAUUCAAGCAAAGAGUUCCGCGGACUCUGUCGUCGGACAUUACGGCAACGAAUAUGUCCUCAUGCUGAAGAUGACAGAAUCCCAGGAUAAGAUCUACGAAUUCCGGGAAUUCGUCGACUCGGAAUACAGCGCAUCAUUUUUCCCGAGGUUGUCGGCAUAUAUCGCUGAGGGCGGUCAGGGGUAUCCGCAGUAAAAGGUCUUGAGGCUUUGGGACAAGGAUAUGGUACAUAAUGAGGCGAAUCUUUCAAAGGUUUGCUUCCGGUUCAUGAAUUUCACGACACCUCUCUAUCCUCGCAUCUAUCUCAGUACCGAUCAGCACUCUUGGUCCCGGAAAGCUAUUUACUUCCAACUACCUCACGAGUGCACGUUCAGCUUCAG
Molecule: messenger RNA, 675 nt
Organism: Parastagonospora nodorum SN15
Lineage: Eukaryota; Fungi; Ascomycota; Dothideomycetes; Pleosporales; Phaeosphaeriaceae
Exons: 1
Coding region: 5-490 (161 amino acids)
Source: RefSeq, a predicted model, not a curated record